This is a messenger RNA of Penicillium samsonianum, 634 nucleotides long. RefSeq names its product Zn(II)2Cys6 transcription factor domain-containing protein. Bases 1 to 537 code for a protein of 178 amino acids. Gene Ontology annotation, biological process: regulation of DNA-templated transcription. The transcript is spliced from 2 exons. The record is from RefSeq and is a predicted model, not a curated record. NCBI's taxonomy places the organism in Eukaryota, Fungi, Ascomycota, Eurotiomycetes, Eurotiales, Aspergillaceae. Gene Ontology annotation, molecular function: zinc ion binding; DNA-binding transcription factor activity, RNA polymerase II-specific.
AUGAGUGAACAGACACCCCGGGGCUAUAGGCCUCUUGCGCCUCGUACCAGGCUACUCGGCGGAGGAGAUGCGGGAGAGGGGGCAGGGAGUCCUUCUGGCGGGAGUGCACCAGAAGAGAAACGCAUGAGGCGAGCAUCGACGGCUUGUACAGAGUGUCAAAAGCGCCGGACCAGGUGUACCGGCCCUCCUCAUUGCACCGAAUGCUCAACCCACGCCCGCGAAUGUGUCUUCGAUGAAGCCGCCGACAGACGCCGUAAGGCCUCCGCCAAGAGAAUCCAGGACCAAUUGGACCAUUUCCGGUCAUUCGUGGAUGAUCUCCUCGGACUCAUCCGAGAUAGUGACCGCCCAACGGUGCAAUUAAUCGUCAAUACCAUACGAUCGGGAGCAACCCCUGGACAGAUUCGAGAAACCCUCACUCGUCUCUUGGAAGAUGAUAGUCAAUUUGACUCCCGCAAUUCAGGCGUGCGCGACUCAGACCUGAACCUGAACAUUACUCCCAACAGUAACAUGGGCAAUUAUUACGGCCCUCAUCGCUGAAUUAGCCUAAUUUCUUAUCGGGCAUUAUACACAUCUCUGGACGAAUAUGUGCCAGAGUUACCCCCGUCUCCUCCGAAUCCUCGCCAAAUCUUCUCGA